UCUCCCUUCUGCCCUUUUCCAACAUGGAGGCCGUCUUCUGUCUGUCGCCGCUGGCCAUGUGACAAGAAAAGGCAGUGAGUGAGGCGUAUGCAGGUCAUGUGACCCGGAAGAAUGCAGGCAGUGGCUGAGCGGCACUGAUAGCGAGUGACAGCCAGGUUGUCUACUGCCUAGCACCAUGCCGGAGCACAGUGACCCCAGCCUCCCUCCAGAGGAGAGGAUACGAGCUCUGGUAUUGAAGGGGACGUCUUUAGAAGUGAAAGACGAUAUACCUCCUAAGCGUUAUUACCGAUCCGGCGUGGAGAUAAUUCGUAUGGCCAAUGUAUAUGCCGGGGAGGGAAAUACAGAGAGUGCUUUUAUCUUGUACAACAAGUAUAUCACACUUUUUGUUGAAAAGCUUCCUAAACAUCGAGAUUAUAAAACUGCUAAUGCUCUUGAGAAGAGGGAAACUUUGAAGAAACUGAAAGAAGUGGCCUUCCCAAAAGCCGAAGAGUUAAAGAAAGAACUGCAGAAGAGGUACAGUAAAGAGUUUGAUGAGUUCCUGGACAAAAGGCGAUGUGAGGAAGAAGAGUGCGCUCGCCGCCUGGCUGUUCUGCAGCAGCUUGAAGAAGAGAAGCAGCGCGUGGCACGCAUGAAGCAGCAGCAAGAGCAGCAGGAGCAGUUCCAGGCCUUUGAAGAUAUGAUUCGUAGGAAAGAACUGGAGAGCGACCGACUACGGAUCCUCCACCAGUUCUCUACUGACAACUCUAACAACCAGAUACCUGAGGGACCUCUUAUCCCAGGUGUCAAGGAGCCCCCUGUUGUUCCACAGCUACCCGCCAAUGACGCCAUCCUUCCACGACCACCUGCGGUUGAUAGGACUCUGAAGCCAGCAUCCAUCAGCCUUCAUGAAGUCUCUGUGUCCACGGAUGGACUUCGCCAUGUAAGGAUUCCUCAGGAAGUGGUUGUGAAGUUUCUAAAACUUGCCGAGGCGAAUACACAGCGAGGAGUGGAGACCUGCGGGAUCUUGUGUGGGAAGCUGAUGCAGAAUGAGUUUACUAUCACGCACGUCAUUGUGCCCAAACAGUGUGGUGGGCCAGAUUACUGUAACACUGAGAACGAGGAGGACCUGUUCUUGAUCCAGGACCAGCAUGGGCUUAUCACACUGGGCUGGAUACAUACACAUCCCACUCAGACGGCCUUCCUUUCCAGCGUUGACUUACACACUCACUGCUCAUACCAGAUGAUGCUCCCAGAAUCCAUCGCCAUUGUCUGCUCCCCGAAAUUCCAGGAAACAGGAAUUUUUAGAUUGACCGACUAUGGCAUGAAAGAAAUUGGUGACUGUCGAGAGAAGGGUUUUCACCCACACUGCAGAGACCCUCCCCUGUUCUGUGCCAGCAACCACACCGCCAUAUGUCAGCAGGGUGUCACUGUCAUGGACCUGCGAUAAUUUCUACAAAGUGUCUACCAUCUUCCAGACUCUGCGUUUGCAGCCCUCUGACUUGCCAUUAAAGUCCCUGCAAAGACAUGGACUAUACAGUGACGGAGUAUGGGGAGACUCUCCAAGUUCUCAAGGUUGUGGCUCCUCUUGCCUGCCAAUAUUGCCUGGUAUUAACUAGAGAACACCUCACAACUCGUGUCCCUGGUCCUACAGGACGGUUUGAUGCCAUUAAGCAUUUAAUUGGUUGAUGCGUUUCUCUCUGCAAAAUUAACAGUUUGUAACACUUUUGGUGCUAAAAUUUCCUUCUGUGAAAGGUUUAUGGGUCUGUAAAUCUGAGCUCCAUAUAUAUUCCCUUUUUUUAGUAAUACAUCAGAGUAUUAGUUAAUCCUUUAUCAACAUUUUUGCCAUUAAGUAAGCUUUCUUCGUUCAGAUGUUAUUUUUAGUAAUAGAAAAUUUGUAUAUAAUUUAAUUUAAUUUAUUUGAUCAUUUUUCCUAAAAAAAAACAGAUGCCAGAAAAAAUAUCACUGUUUGAUAAAAGAGGAUAAUACUGUAUAAUGUUUAUUUUCUAGCAGCAUUAAAUAUUUUCAAUGCUUCCUGAAGGUGA
Messenger RNA from Bufo gargarizans (Asiatic toad), 2021 nucleotides. RefSeq names its product STAM binding protein (gene STAMBP). Lineage: Eukaryota; Metazoa; Chordata; Amphibia; Anura; Bufonidae. Gene Ontology annotation, biological process: protein K63-linked deubiquitination. Gene Ontology annotation, molecular function: protein binding; metal-dependent deubiquitinase activity; K63-linked deubiquitinase activity. The transcript is spliced from 10 exons. The coding region runs from base 176 to 1426 and encodes 416 amino acids. The record is from RefSeq and is a predicted model, not a curated record. Gene Ontology annotation, cellular component: cleavage furrow; endosome.